AUGACUCAGAACACGACUGCUUCCGUUUCCCUCCGCCUGCGCACACGGCCAAGCGGCCAAGGAGCGAUGCUGGAGAAGUCUCUCCUCGACUCCGACCCCGAGGUUGCUGAGAUCAUGAAACAUGAGGUCCAGCGCCAGCGCGAGCUCCCCAUGUCUAACAAGUACUCCGAGGGUUAUCCCGGUGCCCGCUACUACGGAGGCAACGAGCACAUCGACGAGAUUGAGCUUCUCUGCCAGAAGCGUGCUCUUGCCGCCUUCAACCUCGACUCCGAGAAGUGGGGUGUCAACGUCCAGUGCCUCAGCGGCAGCCCCGCCAACCUCCAGGUUUACCAGGCCAUCAUGCCCCCUCACGGCCGCCUCAUGGGUCUUGACCUCCCCACGGUGGCCAUCUCAGCCACGGCUACCAGACUCCCGCUAGGAAAGGAGGAGGGACGAAACCAAGAAGUAGGGGAUGAAAGGAACCGCAUGCCGAGACUGCCGGUUGACCUCGAGACCGGUAUCAUCGACUAUGAUACCCUUGCCAAGAACGCGGUCCUCUACCGCCCCAAGGUCCUUGUUGCCGGUACCUCUGCCUACUGCCGUCUGAUCGACUAUGCUCGCAUGCGCGAGAUUGCCGACUCUGUCGGUGCCUACCUCGUCGUCGACAUGGCCCACAUCUCUGGCCUGAUCGCCGCUGGCGUCAUCCCCUCUCCUUUUGAGCACGCCGACAUUGUCACCACCACCACCCACAAGUCUCUUCGUGGACCCCGCGGUGCCAUGAUCUUCUUCCGCAAGGGCGUCCGCUCCACCGAUGCCAAGACCGGCAAGCAGACCCUCUACGACCUUGAGGGCCCCAUCAACUUCUCCGUCUUCCCCGGCCAUCAGGGUGGCCCCCACAACCACACCAUCACCGCCCUCGCUGUUGCCCUGAAGCAGGCCUCCGGCCCUGACUUCAAGGCCUACCAGCAGCAGGUUGUAGACAACGCCAAGGCCCUUGAGAACAAGUUCAAGGCUCUCGGCCACAAGCUCGUCUCCGACGGCACCGACUCCCACAUGGUCCUCGUCGACCUCCGCCAGCACAGCCUCGACGGCGCCCGUGUCGAGGCCGUUCUCGAGCGCAUCAACAUUGCUUGCAACAAGAACUCCAUCCCCGGCGACAAGAGCGCCCUUACCCCCUGCGGUCUCCGUAUCGGUACCCCUGCCAUGACCAGCCGUGGCUUCAACCAGGCCGAUUUCGAGCGCGUUGCCGAGUACAUUGACCAGUCCGUCAAGCUCUGCAAGGAGAUCCAGGCCUCUCUUCCCAAGGAAGCCAACAAGCUCAAGGACUUCAAGGCCAAGGUUGCUAGCAACGAUAACGCCAAGCUCAACGAUCUCCGCAAGGAGAUUGCUGAAUGGAGCUCUUCUUUCCCCCUUCCCGUCGAGGGCUGGAGGCUUGAUGCUGGUCUCUAA
Messenger RNA from Parascedosporium putredinis, 1428 nucleotides. Lineage: Eukaryota; Fungi; Ascomycota; Sordariomycetes; Microascales; Microascaceae. The record is from the annotation of a GenBank genome assembly.